CGAUCAUUGAAAUACCAAGUCAAUUCGAGACAAGUUUGGUGAUUCUGUAUCAAAUACUUGGUGUAAUGGCUACUGUUUCAGAGGGAACAGUAUCAAUUUGUCCCGAUUUUGCGGGUUACGGGAGUAGCCAAGCUCCUAGAGGUUAUUUACUCAAAGAUUCGUAUCCUGCUUCCACUAUUCCUCUGUGGCUCAAGACGAAGGUACAACUUCGGGAAGAAACCAAUUGUAAUACGGAUAUUGGAAAUUCCGCAACUUAUGCUGGAUACAGUGAGGGAGGCUACGCAUCAAUAGCAAUUGCAGACGGCUUGCAGAAAGCCAUUGGAGUCCAACCUAACUUUGUUUUGGCUGGUGGAGGUCCCAUUCGCAUGAAAGACUUGACGCUCAUAGAUGUAAUUAAAAACAGCAUCGGGCCUGAAAGUUUACAACAAGUACACAUUGGUUUGCUUUUUGGGUUGUCGUAUUCCUCGACCUACCCUACUGUUGCUAAUUUCAAUGCAGGACAAGAUUUGCUAAGGAGUGAGGUUCGGGAUCUAGCGCUUGGGUGGCUACAGGAGGUGGACAUCACGCAUGCUAAAUUGAAUGAAAAAAUAUUGAGCUUUGUGGGAGGAUCCGCAGAUGGUCUUAUCGAUGCAAUCAUGAAUCCCAACAUCCUUUCACUCGUCCGUGGAGCGAUUGGUGCAGGAAAUGAAGAUUACUGUCAGUCAGAAUACGAUGGAUACGAGACUGGAGUCCAUGACAAGAUUUGCGCGGCGUUGAUCCAAAACGAUCUCUACGACACAAYUCUCGAAGUUGACUAUCCUGUACGCCUAUGUCAUAGUAGCUAUGAUGAAUUAGUUUCGAUCGAUCAUCUGGCUAAUGUGACUGAAAACCCUUUUGUGGAGCUUAAACUUGCGCAAUAUGAUCAUCAUCUAUCAGGUGGAGAGUGUCUUGCUGAUGUGGGCCUCUUCAUUGCACAUGGGCUUUCGGCGGUGACACCGGAACCCAGUCCGAUCUCAUGUCCAGAGAAAAGUCCCACACCUGCACCUGGCAAUGAUUUGAAUCAAGAAUUUUUGUUCAAAAAGAAGAGAGGUGUUUUGGAAACAAAGAAAUGCAGUUUCAUUGGUACACAAUCGCCAUCAGAACAAGAGAGAAUUUGUACAGCCAGGGAGUAUCAAAUCCGGUCCAAACGGAACGGGUACGCACCGGCAUCUGUGGCAUGUUUUGAUUCCUGCUCCGGUUUCUGUGCAAAAGAAUUUGGCCGGAGUAGAUUUCUGUACAAAAGAAAGAUGAAAAAUGAAGUUGUUAUCGAAAAAUCCAAAUCGUGCAGAUGGUUGGAGAAACAAGAGCCAUCGAAAAUCGCAAAGAUUUGUUCCGCAUUGUUUGAUGGAUCUUUGUUGUACGGUAGUGCUGCCGAUGUUUGCACCACAGUUUGUGCUACGUGUUAGGAAGAUAAAUUUGUAAGUUGCUAGUCUGCCACUCGACUCUUAAGUAAGACAUGCACCGCUCGUGGACAUCAACGGUCACAUUUAUCCUUUUGACAUUAAAGCUUUAAAUAGCAAUUAAAUGAUUUUUCAAGUUAUUCCACAACAGUCGCCUUUGGUGGGAAACGCAACUCGUCGAUAUUGUAUUGCAAUGGGAAAUAAUCCAGGAAGAAAUGCGAUUCGUUGUAUGUUGCUAGAUAAAAACAGUUACUUUUUUCGCCUUCGUAAUCUCUUGCAUUUGCAGAUGGAGCAACUACGCAUGUCGUCUUCUUCCAGAUAAAACCGGUUGUUUUCUUGCAUUCAUCUCAUUGUAUAACAGAUUCGCGAUUGGUGAUAUCAAAAACAACCAGCACAGCACAGCUUUAGGCGCAGUCUCCCAGGUCCACCAAGGCGCAGGUUGCUGGGCAGUAUUCCCAGACACGCUUAUUUCUAUACUUCUUUCGGCACCUUUUCUUGAUGGCUCGUACGUUUCUCUUUUUGUGCAAUUUGUCGGCACCCUUGGCCACCCAAUGCUCACAAGAUUUCUUUUCCUUGUUCUUGAAGCGAAAGUCUUUGUCGUCAAUGCAACCAGAGGUGGUAGUCGAGGUGAUGAGUGAGGUACCAUCGUAGGUGGGAGACGAAGUUGGACUCUUGUCCGGGGCUGGGGGUAAAGUUGGUCUUGGAGGGUUGUCAUCAAACCCUUUAUAGUUGCCAUUUGGCAUGAUUGUUGGCAACCACAAAUGACCUUCUGAGGUACUGUCCGACACCAUUGCAUAUAGUGCGGGUGAACCGGCUUCCAGGGAGAUUGCGUUGGUAACACCAGAGGGUGUAAUUUCCAUGUUACUAUCGGGGGUACUCAUUAACCAUUCAUUCAUCGCAAACUCCGCCCGGCCUAUAGUGUAAAGACCACCAAUGUAGGAAACAACAGCCCAGUAGAUUCCUUCCAUAACAAGAACCCACACUUCGCACGAUCGGCAGUUUUUGUUGUAUACCCCUUCGAAGGCGUAUUGGCCUGAGCAUUUGUUUGAUGAUGGAUUGACAUAGUUACCGUCAUGUCCCCAACCACAAUUUCCGUUCGCUUCUUCGAUGGCAACACCUACUUCGCUCUCAAAGCUUCCCCCCCACUUGCUAGGAUAUACGGCAGCUGCUCCCACCGUAAUUAGAUGCAAAAUUUCCUCUAUGGAUGCAUCCCCGUAAUCCGGUCGACCACCUUGACAAUCCUUGUCGUCGGUAUCAAUAAAGGCGGACCAGGUUGAACGAUCUGUAUCGGAGGCCCCUCGAUUGCUCGGAACUACACAAGAGUUUAGAUUUGUCUCCCAUGUUCCUACCAUUUGAAUAUAACCCAGCUGGUCGUGAAAGGAGGAUCCCAUUUUGCUCCAAGCGUCCUCCCACUCUUCCUCAGUAGCAGGAACAAAGAGCAGAUAAUUCUUAUCUACUAUCUCGGCGUGGACUCUGGGAUCAUCAGGUACUCCGUUGGCAUCAUUGUCCAAGUAUUGGUAAAAGACGUUCACAAUGUGAUCGCAUUUGGUUUUCUCUUUCCAAGCUUCUUCUGUAACACAAACUGCAGCGCCAAAAACGACAGUCAUUUUUUCACAGAAUUCGUUGAAAAACGCAGGCGGAUUACUCCAAACGAUCUCUCCGUCUUUCCAACCCACGUACCCUUCGAGCAGAUUAUUCUUAUGGCAAGAAUUUUUCCCAACAGAAGACCAACAUUGCCCAUCAUCCCAAUGGCAACAACCUACUUCGGCACAUUUCUCAAUACCGAAGCCUUUGUUUUCACAGGCUUCUUCGCCAUUUAUGGAAGCACCCAGUGGAAGGAUCAGUGCGACUAUCAACAUAACAGCUGCAGCUUUUCCAAAUAAUUUCGUUUCAUUUUGCGCAKUACCUUUCAUUUCAAUCACUCGUUUGUGUCAGAACACCCUCACUUAACUUUUAC
Pseudo-nitzschia multistriata is the source of this 3375-nucleotide messenger RNA. Lineage: Eukaryota; Bacillariophyta; Bacillariophyceae; Bacillariales; Bacillariaceae. The record is from the annotation of a GenBank genome assembly.